AUGUCGGACCCAACUGAUGCCAUUACCACUGCGUUCGAGAGCCUUACCGCUGAGGACAACGGCCUGAACGGGAAGGGUACGCCGAAGAAGGUUCCCAACGAACAGGGCACAGGGAGGAAGAAGCGGACUUACGAAGCAAGGCUUCAAAAGCUUUGGUCGUGUGGAUUCGACGACGUAGUACCAGCAUCUAUUCGGCCGAAGAACGAAGAUGGCAUUGAGAAAAAGGCUGCAGAUUGGCCCAUGCGGGUAAGGAAAGGAAUCGUAAGUAUCGCUCGACUCACCAAAGACAUCCCAUGGGUGCGUACCAAGCUCGUAGAGCAAGUUCAUAUUCGAGGACAGCCGCGCAUGGCAUUCCUUACUGCCAAAGACGUUUCCGUGGUGCUUCAUUCCAUGGAGGAUUCGAACGCAGCUGUUCCGCCAGUUCCAUCCACCUUAAGAGUUGCCAAGCGCGCUGCCUCCGACUCGUCCCCUGAUCCGCCGACUAAGCGUACCAAAGCUGUCGAAGAUCCAGAAGACAUGAUCAUGGAAGAUUCCGCUUUCGAAGCUAGAACAUCGGAAGGUCUUCUCGAAGUCUCUGGUCAACAGUCUCCAACGACAACACAGGAUCUCGAGCACGCGCAUCGCAAGGCAGUGAAGAACCUGAACGAUCGACAUGCCAGUUCAAUGAGGUUCCACAAGCGAUUACAUGGCGAGGCACUGGAGGAGAACGCGAAUUUGAAGCAGAAGAUUGAGCAGCAGAAGCAGCAGAUCGAGCAUCUGGAGCGUAUGCUUGAACAGCACGGUCUCGCUCACCUGAAGGCCGCCCCAAGCGGAACACCGUACCCGUUGGACGCGCUUCUCGGCGAGCUAGCUGCUCAGACUCCAGCUUCAACUCCACCGGCCUCAUCGUCAAUGUCGGCCUUGACCCCCACGGCUUUCGACACAGCUCCAAUGGAAGGUCUGAACAGCGACUAA
Messenger RNA from Coniosporium apollinis CBS 100218, 954 nucleotides. RefSeq lists its product as uncharacterized. Bases 1 to 954 code for a protein of 317 amino acids. The record is from RefSeq and is a predicted model, not a curated record. NCBI's taxonomy places the organism in Eukaryota, Fungi, Ascomycota, Dothideomycetes. The transcript is spliced from 2 exons.